Messenger RNA from Pyrus x bretschneideri (Chinese white pear), 807 nucleotides. RefSeq lists its product as uncharacterized. The coding region runs from base 1 to 807 and encodes 268 amino acids. The record is from RefSeq and is a predicted model, not a curated record. The transcript has a single exon. NCBI's taxonomy places the organism in Eukaryota, Viridiplantae, Streptophyta, Magnoliopsida, Rosales, Rosaceae.
AUGGAGAUGGAAAGCAACCUUACGGUGAAGAAUCCGAAGCUAGAAGCCUUCGGAAUUCUCCGAAAAGCUCUUGCAAUCUCUGCCAAAAACACCAAUUUUUUUGUCUUCGCAAUCCUCACCUCCCUUCCUCUUUUCUGUUUCAUGAUUUACUAUGAAUCUGUUCUCCAAAAAUUCAUGGUCGAAAUCUCAGAAAUUCUAAAACAAAACCCCGAUGAUCUUGACUUUUAUUGGCUCGUACCUCUUGACACAGCCAGAAAAAUGAAAGACUAUUCUGCUGGGUUCAUUCAUCUCGGUCUUCUCUAUCUUGUGCCUCUCCAUCUCCUAGAGCUCAGCACCGUGCUUUUGAUCGUUGAUUUGGCAUCGAAGAUCUAUGAAGAAGAGAGAUCAACGAAGACUCUCAAGGAAAUGCUACAUAUACCCUUUGACAAAACAAGAUUGAAGGGCAGUUUUGUUACAUCUGUCUAUGUUCUUGUCUUGUCAACCUGUACGCUACUCGGAUUGAUAUGGUUAGCCGCAACGUACUAUGUUGUCUUCCAGCCAGUAAUGUACGGACUGUACUUUGCUGUUUGGUGCUGGCCGGCAUUUACAGCACUGCUUACGAUUUACUUAGCAUGGAGUGUUGUGUGGAAUGUGAGUCUUGUGAUUUCAGUGUUGGAGGGGACACAUGGAAUCAAGGCGUUUGCGCUAGCGAUAUAUUUUAGCAGCGGUAGUGAGUGGAAAGGGAUUCUUUUGAUGCUUGUUUUCUUUGCUUGGGAAGCAAUUUUAAGGUUGCCUUGCAUAUACAUUGGCUGCUACGAAAAGGACUAA